Pygocentrus nattereri (red-bellied piranha) is the source of this 3079-nucleotide messenger RNA. RefSeq lists its product as uncharacterized. Bases 136 to 993 code for a protein of 285 amino acids. NCBI's taxonomy places the organism in Eukaryota, Metazoa, Chordata, Actinopteri, Characiformes, Serrasalmidae. The record is from RefSeq and is a predicted model, not a curated record. The transcript is spliced from 3 exons.
ACCCUCCGGGCACCGGAAGUAAACAAGGCACCCGUCAAACGCGGCAGGUGGGCUUGAGGAAAGCCGUGAAGCUCGUUUAACGGAACUUUCUGUCGUUCCAGGUUUCUGAAGAAGAAGCUGAGCUAACUCGCUGAAAUGAACGCGGCGCCAGACACAGACGCGUCGUCGCUUUUCGGCGGCGGCGGCGAGGCCGCGGAGGUGGAGGCGGCCGUGCGGGCAGCGGUCAUAUCCAUCAUGAAGGUGUUCGUGGAGCUCAGCGACAGGAGGGCGAGGAACUACCAGCUGAAGCUGGCCGAGGUGGAGCGGGAGAACCUGCAGCUCAGGCUCAGGUUAAAGGCGGCUGAACGGCGGCGCUCGGCGUCUUCCGGGGAAAGCUACGAAAUCUCAGCUAACCUGACCUUCUCACCUGAGUCCAGCCAGAGCCUCAGCACGGGGGUGGACGGAGAAGGAGAAGGAGGAGGAGAAGCGGGCUUUUCUCACAGUGUGUCGGAGCAGGAGGCUUCGGACUGCAGGCUGUAUAAGGAGGAGGCCGCGUAUGAAGACACGUUUUGGAUCAAGAAUGAAAUUACAGACGAGAACCCCGCAGUGGACUUUGAGUACCAUGUUCUAGCACACGUGGGCAGGACAGUGAGUGGUCAACCACAGCAGCAGACCAUGUCUGUGGAGAGAUGUGGGGCGUGCAACAGCUUCAACCACUGUGUUCAGGAGGGAGAUGCAGCCCUGACGAGCCUGGAGAGAAGGAGGCUGAACAGCAGCGAGAGAGUGAGGCAGUACAGAGCACGGAUCCGUGCCGACCCCGAGAAGUACCUCAUCUUAAAGGAGAAGGAGCGCUUGAGGUAUCUACAACGGAGAAAGACCAUUGCAGAUCUAUCUGAACCCAUGAAGAAGCUGAAGAGGAAGGCUUGGAGAGAGGCUGCAAGGCGUCACCGUGCCAGGAAGGUAGCCCAGGCUACUCUCGCUCACGCCCACGUGGCAGUGCAAAACAAUGUGUGACAAAGACGCUUUAUUUAUUAACACUUUCUCUGCACUGUAAAGACGACCUGUGCUUAAUAUGUCCAGGAACACAAACGAACAAGGUCAGUUUUAUUUCAGGUUGACUUGGUGCUGCGGUGUAGACUGUGUGUUUGUGGAGUCUGUAACCACUGGGCAAAAGUGCACCAGCAUAUUGUUGCUGUUGAGACAAAACCUUGUAUCUUGUAGAACCCUGCAUAGGUAAGAAACGGUGAAACCAAGUGAUUGAGGUGAAAAAAGUCCAACAGUGUUCACUAAACCGUGAAACUUCAGUGUCAGUGCUUUGUGCAUUUUAUACAGAAGCACUUAAUGGAACUAAAUCUAGUACAAGAUAUGAUGUAGAACGUUUGAAUCUCGAAACGUUCACGAUUGUCUCGCAGGUUUCCAGCAACUUUUUACAUUGACUUCCAUUAUAAUUUAGUGGAUAAUUAAUUAAUUAAUUAUAAGUUAAUUAUAAUUAACUAUGAUUUCUUGUUUUCUCCUUCCCCUGAAAAGUUCAACAGUAACAAUAUAUAAACUGGUAAACAUGUUCCCAAUAAUAAGGUUGUACAUACGUGUUCAUACUUGCUGUGUGAAAUCUAGUUGCAUAUGACAUUGUUUAAUGAAAGCCUUUGGACCCCCAACACAUGCAUGACUUCCAAACACAAACCUGUUUGAUACUGUAUAGUACUUUGUGUCCUCUGACGAAAAAAAUGUUUCUUUAUUUAAAAUGUAUCGGAUGAUCCUUUUAUGAUUAUUCUCCAAAUCUAGAUAUUGGUAUGAUGAGAUUUAUGAUUUUGAAGGUGUCAAAUAUCCAUACCAUGACGUAUUUCAGAGUGAAACACAGUACACUGCAGAAAACGGUCAUAUAAUAUACUCAAUAAAUCAAAUUUGUCCUGUUGAGAUUCUCGUAAGCUUAAGAUUAUUUACCUUCUUACUAGACAUUUUUAGUUGAUUUAGUUGAUUUUAUUUAGUGUAAUUCUCAAUACAGUGUGAUUUCAAAAAGAUUAAUCUGAUUUCCAAAUGUUAUUUCACUUGGAAAUCAUUACAGAACAAUGCAGUGAACUGUAAAUGACUUAAUGAGCAUAAAGGUUAUGUAAUUUCAUAAGUACUCAAUAUGAACCUCCUCCAGCUGUACCAACAGCAUCGACUCCACAGUCAAACUCAUCCCGUACUGGAUUGAGCGUGUCGGGUGUCGCUGACGGCUCUUUCCGUGCGAUUUCGGAGAUCAUCCAGUGCUGUGGAACCAACGACGAACGCUCUGAGCUGUUGGAGCUUCACUGCCCACGAAAAUCAGGCUGCACAGUUCUGACGGAUUCACUCUUAUUGACGUGGGGAACGCAGAACGCUCUGCUCAGGGGUCUCAGCUCCUCUCAGACUGAAGAGAGCCAUCAUCCAGUGACCGUCAGAAACUCUCUGCCCCCCCCUUUCAAUUAGUAUGUGAUUGGUUCCUAGGCACCUCACGGUUGUAAAAGCAUGGCACAUUAAAAUCAGAUUAAUCUUUUUUGAAUUGUAUAUUGGCAGGUAAUAUUGCUUGUUCUAGAAAUGUGCUUAAAACCAGCAAAAGUAUCUGCCAGUGUUGAGAGAAUUUAACUUGAUAAAAUUACCUAAAAUAAGUAAAAAUGUCUAGAAAUAAGCUAGAUUAUUUUAUAAGUGCACAAUCAUCUCAAAAUGUGAAAUAUUAGAUAUAUUGACUAGAUCGAAGAUCAUUUCACUUGAUGAUUCCAAUUUUUGCAGUGUAAUAACAACAUCUCUCGAUGAUAGGUGGGAAGGGGGCAUGUAAACAUUACAGGUUAAUAUUAUUUUACCAUGCCCCCUACUGUAUGGUGAUGCAGUCAAAACUGAGGAGGCUUUUUUAGGAGGGAGACAAACACCAUUACAUUUCAUCUCUUAACCGAUUCAUGAGGAGUUGUUAAUCUAACUAGGGGUUUGAACUAGGCUAAAAAGUACAUUUUGAUUUUGGGUUUACAUUUAAUGUUUCGGACAGUUCUGCUGUGUAGGCAGUGUGAUGGUUUGGAUAACAUGCCAGUAUCAGCAAUGAAGAUACCCAACAUUGAACAAACAAUAAAGCUUUACUGAUGAGUUCUGA